This is a messenger RNA of Solea solea (common sole), 1899 nucleotides long. Its product is annotated as glomulin-like. The transcript has 18 exons. Gene Ontology annotation, cellular component: cytoplasm. Gene Ontology annotation, molecular function: ubiquitin-protein transferase inhibitor activity. The record is from RefSeq and is a predicted model, not a curated record. Bases 60 to 1826 code for a protein of 588 amino acids. NCBI's taxonomy places the organism in Eukaryota, Metazoa, Chordata, Actinopteri, Pleuronectiformes, Soleidae.
CACCGGCACAGCUUCUGUUGCUUCUAUCUGCUGCAGUGAAGACAGAGACACGUCUGCUGAUGACAGACGUUUGUGAGGAGACACCGGCGAUGGAUGAAGAUCAGGUGAACAGUGUGAUCCAGAGAUGGAGAGACACUCCCGAAGAGGACUUGAAGCCAGAAGACUACGAGCAGUUCAGGAGUUUGGGAUCUGCAUGUCUAGCUGAGAAUGGCGCUGCACGUAUCCUGAGAUUUAUCGAGGACGAGAAAAACCAGCAGCUCAUGGUGUCUAUGGGUCACACUCUCGUUGCUCCUCUUGUGAAUGAGGUCGUUAAAAAAGAGAAGUGUCCAGAUCACUGCCAGGCUGCACUCACACAUCUGACCACAAUUUGCAGACCUGAUGAGCUUCUGCAUAGUUUGCUUCAAAUAAUCCAGGAUGUUCACCCUACAGUCAUUUCUGAGACCAUCAUCACUGUUGUUCCACUUUUUCAAACAGUGCUGCUGGAGCUGGAGGAGCGGAGAGCAGCCAGUGUGGGUCUGGUUCUGUCUGCUCUGCUGGACCAGCUGGUCCGGCUGCCUGUGCCUCACACAGAGCAGCAGGAGGUGGACGAUGAGUUCGGCCUGUGUCACUGCUGUGAGGUGUUGGCUCAGUUUGUCAAGUGUUUGACGGAGGAAGUGAAGAGGAAAGACGACGACGACGAAGAGAUGAGGACCGAGCUUCUCCAGUUCUGUUUGAGGACUUUGAGGGAACUUUUGUUGGAGGCUGAGCUGAAGCAAGACAGGAAAGUGUCGCCGCUGUGGCUCUUUGCAACAGAGAUAAUGGCCACGCUCGUUGUAGUCAAAGCAUCUGCGUCAGAGCUGCUGUUCUACGGCUCUCUGAGGAAAAGCCAGUGCAGGGAAUCCAGAGCAUGUCUGGCUUAUCUGCUGUUUGUCCAGCUCAUCACCGCGGACAGUUUUCCUGCAGUGUUCAGUCCUGUGUUUGUUCUGCAGUGCAACAUGGAAUACAUCAGUCAACUUCUCAGCAGCAAAAAGGAAUCGCACUUGCUCAAAGGACUGGCGUUGUUCGCAAAAAGCUUGGAGAAUGUGCAGGACAACAGGCUUCCAGUGAGCCUGCUGGAACUGCCCACUUUUUACAGUGCACCACAGAACCUGCGACAGAUACUCACUGACUGUCCAAUGCAACACUUGAGAAAAUCGGGGCUGCAUGUUUUUCAGCUCUUCAUUGAUAAACUGGACGUUGAGGCAAAGCACAAGUUUUUCAGGUGUAUGUUAAAAACCAGCAGCCACGCAGGAGUAGAAGGUUACAUCGUGAAGAACAUCAGGAACCAGGUUGAAUUCUCCAUGGAACCUGCUAACGGCAAUAAAUGGUUCCUGGGAGAAGAGUUUCUGUCGUUGUUGGCUUUGGUGCUGUGUGUGCCACAAGCUGCAGAGACAGAUCUGCUCAACAGUAUGGACAGGAUAAUGGAGAGUUUGAAUCUUCUACGCUACCUCCUCAUUAGAGACAAAGAACCAUGGAGCAAAACAGGUGUGUGGGCUGAGCUGUGCAGGAUCAAAGAUGAAUACCUGAAAACGCUGCGUGUGUGUAUCGGCCUGUCCAGAGGAUAUUAUUCUGCUGAGCUCAACGCACUGAGGGAAGAUCAAAAACUCAAAGCUAGAGAAGCCAGAGACGCUGCCAGAUGUGGGACAUUAGUCAGUCGCAUGACAGUGAAGCAUGAGAAAGUGUCCAACAUGUCCCCAGAGGCUCAGCGUCAGGUGUUGCAGAGCGCUCUGGUGACAUUUGACCUGAUGGAGAGUCUCAUUUUUCGCAUUGACGAGAUCACAGCAGAAAACCUGAAGAUUCAAACGUAAUUCCAGACCUCUCUGUGUUCAGUGAAGAUGAACUGUCCACAUCAGCCAGAUUAUGUUUUCAUAUAUAGCUGCA